This is a messenger RNA of Manihot esculenta (cassava), 1728 nucleotides long. RefSeq names its product E3 ubiquitin-protein ligase RNF185. Bases 404 to 1105 code for a protein of 233 amino acids. The record is from RefSeq and is a predicted model, not a curated record. Gene Ontology annotation, cellular component: endoplasmic reticulum. The transcript is spliced from 2 exons. Gene Ontology annotation, molecular function: ubiquitin-like protein conjugating enzyme binding; ubiquitin protein ligase activity. NCBI's taxonomy places the organism in Eukaryota, Viridiplantae, Streptophyta, Magnoliopsida, Malpighiales, Euphorbiaceae. Gene Ontology annotation, biological process: ubiquitin-dependent protein catabolic process.
CAGCUCAUUUACAUUCGUGGGCGGAAGUCUGCAAAUCGUACGGUCUGAGGAAUCCUCUCUUUUAUCAUAAGCAACAAAACCGUAGGAUGAGAUGUGCCCACGAUAGCUAAAGAAGUAGAGAUUUAUUGUAACAAAAGUUAUGGCCCAUCGUUCCCCUGUGGGAGGAGGAGCUGGCAUGUAGCAACGAGAAAUUGUGGAGCACCCUCCAGAAUCUUCCAGAAAUGUUGUCGAGUUCUUGCCUAAUAUUUAGGUUCCUCUCGUAGACUUCGUAUUCGGCGAAUUUUCUCUCUAAUCUAUCUCUCCCUCUGUCCCUCGAUCGAUCAAAGUUUAGCUUCAUCAACUGUUCAGUACAAGUGAAGCUCACUAUUUACAGGCAGUAUCACUUUGGCUUUUAGAUAUAGAGAUGGCAAGCGGGUUUGGUGAAUCAACAAGCAUGCCACCUGAAAGUUCGGCCUGCUCGGGCAAUAAUGCCAAUGAUGCCGGUGAUUUCGAAUGCAAUAUAUGCUUUGAAUUAGCUCAAGAUCCGAUUGUAACCCUUUGUGGUCAUCUCUUCUGCUGGCCUUGCCUGUAUAGAUGGCUUCAUCAUCAUUCACAUUCUCAUGAGUGCCCAGUUUGUAAAGCUCUUAUACAAGAAGAAAAAUUGGUUCCUCUUUAUGGCAGAGGCAAACAUCAGACGGAUCCUCGAGCCAAAUCAUAUCCGGGUAUUGAUAUUCCUAGUCGCCCUGCUGGGCAAAGACCUGAAACUGCCCAUUCUCCUUCCCCUUCCCCGCCACAUGGAGCUAAUAAUUUUCCCAAUGAUGGGUUUGGAUUGAUGGGAGGAUUUGUACCGAUGGCAACUGCAAGGAUUGGUAACUUUACAUUAUCAACUGCUUUUGGUGGUCUUGCUUUAUUCCCUUCAUUGUUCAAUGUACAAUUUCAUGGUUUCCCGGAUGCUACAGUAUAUGGGACAACAUCUAGUUUUCCAUAUGGAUAUCAUUCAUUUCAUGGUGGCCAUGCACAUGGAUUCCCCCAACCAAUGAGACGAGGUCAGCAUGCUGAUAAUGUUUUGAAGAAUCUUCUUCUGUUGAUUGGUUUCUUAGUGGUCCUUGCUCUGCUUUGGUGGUAAAAUCAAUCAUAUGCCGCUUGAAUUUAAACUGUGAUUAGUCAUGUUGAGGUGUCAUCCUGUUUCUGUAUAUAUGCCAGCUGCUUCAAUCAUAUCUUUUUAUUCUCGAGAAAGUUGUCAAUAUGAUAACUUCUGAUUUUGUAGUUGUAAACACUUUCUGAUGGAUUUUAUUAUUUCUAAGAAUGUGUUGCAAAUUGUAUUCUCUCUGCUGAUUGUAUGUGCAUUUUUGUGUUGUAAACAAUUCCUUCGGUUUUAUUGUAUUCAUUUUUUGCUGACACAGAGACAUUAGUUUUGUGAUUAGUUUAUCUUGUGAAUUUGGAUGUUUUGUCUUAUGGCAAAAUCAAUGUUGCCUGGUGCCUCUACUUUUGUUGGAGAGUAUGUUCAAACAAGUUCUUUUUGAGAGUUAUACAAACUGAUUUUCUCCAGGCAACCAAGAAUCACCCCAGACCUUAAUCUAUCUUCCAUUUCCUACCCUCCAUCUCAUUUCCAAAUUUAUCAGAUCUAUAGUCUGCAUAAUACUACAAAUAAAACUCGGGUUUGAACUCCACUGUGCUCUAAGAAAAUUCCUAUUUAAGAAAUAUUUAACUUUGAAAAAAAAAAAAAAAAAAAAAAAAAACAAGAAGAAA